CGCAGAUCCGACCCGUAAUCUCUGGGGGUGAGACACCAAAACGGCGAUGGCGGCUUCCUCGCACAAGAUCCAUUUCUUCAUUCCGUUGGCAAAUCUCGUCCUUCUCCUCACCAUUUCUCUGUUCGACGAUGCCCAAUCCAUCCGUAUAUCGGGUCGGAUCUCGGAAACGGCCGUGGAUUCGUCGGAUCGUCCGAUUAUGACGGCGAUUUUCGCGCUCGGAAGCUUCUGGCGGUCGGAGGCGGCUUUCGGAUGCGUGGACGGAGUGGUACGGACAUCCGUUGGCUACGCUGGCGGAAACAAGGCGAAUCCAGAGUACAGGAGCUUGGGAGAUCACGCCGAGUCCGUACAGGUUGAGUAUGAUCCAAGAAUCGUGAGUUUCCGGCAACUCUUAGAUGUUUUCUGGUCUAGUCAUGAUUCGAGGCAGGUGUUUGGGCAGGGUCCUGAUGUUGGUAACCAGUACAGGUCUAUAAUCUUCACAAAUUCUACGGAAGAGCAGAGAAUGGCUUCCGCUAGCAAAGAGAGAGAGCAACUCAAAUCGAGGGGCAGUAUUGUGACUACUCAAAUUCAACAACUGGGAACGUUCUACCGAGCAGAGGCUGACCAUCAGAAAUUCGAGCUGAAACAACAUCCAUUCCUUCUUCAGCUAAUGGGAAACAUGCCAGAAGAAGAGCUCGAGAGAUCAACCCUUGCCUCGAGACUAAACGGUUACGCAGCCGAGCUCUGCCCUCCCAGAAUUCAGAAGCAAAUCGAUUCCAAAGUGAACGAGAUCAUCAGAAAAGGCUGGCCAGUCUUGAGAGACAUAUAGCCGAAAUCUUCAAUUCAAAGCUCACCUCAUAUAUUAAGUGGUUUUGUUCAUUCUUUGCCCCACCAAUUCGUUGUAUACUUAGUUUAGAUUGCAAUUGGAAGGACAUGGGGAGACAUUACAUCUCUUUGACAUGAGGAAGUGAUGCUGAAGCAGAGGCUUUUUCAGUGUGUGUUAUGUUACCAAUGCCAAUGAUGGUAACUAGUAAAAUGUCAUUUCCUUUGAUAGUUAAUCAAGGAGAGACUGAUCAAGCAGAGUCAUAAAACGUUAAA
Tarenaya hassleriana is the source of this 1074-nucleotide messenger RNA. Its product is annotated as peptide methionine sulfoxide reductase A5. Gene Ontology annotation, biological process: cellular response to oxidative stress. Gene Ontology annotation, cellular component: cytoplasm. Lineage: Eukaryota; Viridiplantae; Streptophyta; Magnoliopsida; Brassicales; Cleomaceae. The record is from RefSeq and is a predicted model, not a curated record. Gene Ontology annotation, molecular function: peptide-methionine (S)-S-oxide reductase activity. The coding region runs from base 47 to 805 and encodes 252 amino acids. The transcript has 4 exons.